Molecule: messenger RNA, 4715 nt
Organism: Pan troglodytes (chimpanzee)
Lineage: Eukaryota; Metazoa; Chordata; Mammalia; Primates; Hominidae
Gene: LARP1B
Product: La ribonucleoprotein 1B
Exons: 20
Coding region: 282-3635 (1117 amino acids)
Biological process (GO): positive regulation of translation; mRNA stabilization
Cellular component (GO): cytosol; cytoplasmic stress granule
Molecular function (GO): RNA cap binding
Source: RefSeq, a predicted model, not a curated record
CGGCUCCCGGCUGCGGCUCCCGGCGCGUGGUGGCGGGCUCGGGGCGUGCGUCGCGGAGAGGACGGGGCCGGCGGGCGGUUGGCGCUCCGUUCGGUGCGGGGAGGGGCGUCACGCCGGGCGCUGCGCGGCCUCGGCGGGCGGCGGCAGCGGCGGCCACGGCCGCCGGGCUCUCGGGUUGUCUGUCCCCAGUUGGAGCCGGCCGGUGUCCCGGCGGAGAGACGGGCAGUCGGGUUCCCUGGCCUCGGGGCCACCCCGGCUGGGGCGGCUGGGGCAGAGGGACGAUGUCUACUCGCGCCCCGAUGCCCGCCGCCCAUUCUCGGGAGGAUCCGCCCGCGGUGACUGCUGAGAGGGAGUCGCUGUUGGCCGCGGCGAACCGGCCGGCCGAGCAGCCGCCCCCGCCCGAAUGUGAGGGCAAAGAGGCGGCGAGGGAGGAGAGGGCCGCGGCCGCCACUAGCGCUGGGGCGCGGGGAGAGCCGUCGCCGGCGCUGGUGCUGGGACGCAGCGUGCCCCAGGCGGCUGUCCCCGUGAGGCCCCUGGCGCUGCACCUGGCGCACAAGGCGCGUGGGCCCGGGGGCCCUUUCGGCGGGGAGCCGCCACCGCCGCCGCCGUCGCCGUUGCCGCCGUUGCUGCGGGAUCCGCCGGCCGAGGACGCCCGGGAAGAGGUGGCAGCUGGCCCUGCGGAAAAGCGGCAGCCGCCGCUGCUGCCGCCUAAGGGAAAUCCCUGGACCAAAAAGCCUCCCCAGCACCUGUCCCCAGGCACGACAGGUCCGCCACCGCCCCCGCUGGAAACCCUGGAGGCAGAAUUCGGUUCCCUCAAAAUUAUAAAAGCAGGAAAGCUCAAGACAAAGAAAUCCAACAAGGCUAGUGAUUUCAGUGAUAUGGAGAAUUGGCCAACACCAAGUGAAUUAGUGAACACUGGAUUUCAGAGCGUCCUCAGCCAAGGAAAUAAAAAGCCACAAAAUAGAAAAGAAAAAGAAGAGAAGGUUGAAAAGAGAAGUAACAGUGACAGCAAAGAAAACCGGGAAACAAAAUUAAAUGGUCCUGGUGAAAACGUCAGUGAGGAUGAGGCUCAGUCAAGUAGUCAACGUAAGAGAGCUAAUAAGCACAAGUGGGUACCACUCCACUUAGAUGUUGUAAGAUCAGAGAGUCAAGAAAGACCUGGAUCCCGGAACAGCUCAAGAUGUCAACCUGAAGCAAAUAAACCAACACAUAACAAUAGGAGAAAUGAUACACGAAGUUGGAAGCGAGAUAGAGAAAAAAGAGAUGAUCAAGAUGACGUUUCCAGUGUGAGAAGUGAGGGUGGUAAUAUCCGAGGUUCCUUUAGAGGUCGAGGAAGAGGCCGAGGACGGGGAAGAGGACGAGGCAGAGGAAAUCCUCGAUUGAACUUUGAUUAUUCAUAUGGUUAUCAAGAACAUGGUGAAAGGACUGAUCAACCAUUUCAAACAGAACUUAAUACCAGUAUGAUGUAUUACUAUGAUGAUGGUACAGGUGUACAGGUGUAUCCUGUGGAAGAAGCGUUGCUUAAAGAGUAUAUUAAGCGUCAAAUUGAAUAUUACUUCAGUGUAGAAAAUUUGGAACGAGACUUCUUUCUUCGGGGAAAGAUGGAUGAACAAGGUUUCUUGCCCAUUUCCCUGAUUGCUGGUUUUCAGCGUGUUCAGGCUCUCACUACAAACCUUAAUCUCAUCUUAGAGGCACUGAAGGAUAGCACAGAAGUAGAAAUUGUGAAUGAGAAAAUGAGAAAAAAGAUAGAACCAGAAAAAUGGCCAAUUCCAGGCCCUCCUCCACGCAGUGUGCCACCAACAGACUUCUCUCAACUGAUUGAUUGUCCAGAGUUUGUACCAGGCCAAGCCUUUUGCUCACAUACAGAGUCUGCCCCAAAUUCUCCAAGAAUUGGAAGCCCAUUGAGCCCAAAGAAAAACAGUGAAACAAGUAUUCUUCAAGCAAUGUCUAGAGGUUUGUCUACCAGUUUGCCUGACUUGGACUCAGAACCUUGGAUAGAAGUUAAAAAAAGACAUCAGCCAGCCCCAGUGAAAUUGAGGGAAUCAGUGUCUGUCCCUGAAGGGUCAUUAAAUCAGCUAUGUUCUUCAGAAGAACCAGAACAAGAAGAACUUGAUUUUUUGUUUGAUGAAGAGAUUGAACAAAUAGGACGAAAAAACACAUUUACUGAUUGGUCUGAUAAUGAUUCAGAUUAUGAAAUUGAUGACCAAGACUUAAACAAGAUUUUGAUUGUAACUCAGACACCACCUUAUGUGAAAAAACAUCCUGGAGGAGAUCGAACAGGCACCCACAUGUCUCGGGCAAAAAUCACAUCUGAACUUGCUAAAGUUAUCAAUGAUGGCUUAUAUUAUUAUGAACAGGAUCUAUGGAUGGAAGAAGAUGAAAACAAACACACAGCCAUAAAGCAAGAAGUUGAGAACUUUAAGAAGCUAAAUCUCAUUAGUAAAGAGCAGUUUGAAAACCUAACACCUGAACUUCCUUUUGAGCCAAACCAAGAAGUUCCUGUAGCACCUUCACAGUCCAGGCAAGGAGGUGUUCAAGGAGUGCUUCACAUUCCCAAGAAAGGUAACAUCUGUGAUUUGACUGAUGAAUUAGCUCAGAAGUUAUUUGAUGUUUCAGAAAUAACUUCAGCAGCAAUGGUUCAUUCGUUGCCUACAGCAGUUCCAGAGUCUCCUAGAAUUCAUCCUACAAGAACACCCAAAACACCUCGAACACCUAGGUUACAAGAUCCUAACAAAACACCAAGAUUUUAUCCUGUUGUUAAAGAACCAAAAGCCAUUGAUGUAAAGAGUCCAAGAAAGAGAAAAACAAGGCAUAGCACAAAUCCCCCUCUAGAGUGUCAUGUUGGUUGGGUAAUGGAUUCCAGAGACCAUGGGCCAAGAACAUCCUCUGUCAGCACUUCAAAUGCUUCACCUUCAGAAGGCGCACCACUAGCAGGAAGUUAUGGAUGUACUCCUCAUUCAUUCCCAAAGUUCCAGCAUCCUUCUCAUGAACUUUUGAAGGAAAAUGGCUUUACCCAACAAGUGUACCACAGGUAUCGUCGAAGAUGCCUAAGUGAGAGAAAACGCUUGGGAAUUGGUCAGUCCCAAGAAAUGAAUACCCUCUUUCGUUUCUGGUCCUUUUUCCUCAGAGAUCACUUCAAUAAAAAAAUGUAUGAGGAAUUUAGACAACUUGCUUGGGAAGAUGCAAAAGAAAAUUACAGGUAUGGGUUAGAAUGUCUGUUCAGGUUUUAUAGUUAUGGACUGGAAAAAAAAUUCAGGCGAGAAAUUUUUCAGGAUUUCCAAGAAGAAACCAAAAAAGACUACGAAUCUGGUCAGCUGUAUGGACUAGAAAAGUUUUGGGCUUAUUUGAAAUAUUCUCAAUCUAAGACACAGUCUAUUGACCCAAAACUUCAGGAAUACCUCUGUAGUUUUAAGAGGUUAGAAGACUUCCGUGUUGAUCCCCCUAUUAGUGAUGAAUUUGGAAGAAAAAGACAUUCCUCUACUUCUGGUGAGGAGAGUUAUCGUCAUAGACUUCCACCUAAUUCCUCUACAAAGCCACCAAAUGCUGCUAAACCUACAUCUACCAGUGAGCUUCAGGUACCAAUAAACUCUCCCAGAAGGAAUACUUCACCGGAGUCCAGUGACAAUUCACAUUAAACAGUGCUGCCUGUGUCCUGUGGUCUCAAGAAAUGGUGAAAUGCCUGAGAAAUAGACUCUUAUGAAAGUUCUUUGUCCUUGAAGUCAACAUUUACAUCAGUAUUUAUUUGGGGAAAAUCUUCUGGUGUUUAAUUGUGAUAAUAAGAAAGAAGAAAAAGAAAGAAAAGUGGUAGCAUUUUUUCUAACAAGAAAAAUUCUAAAAAUGUUUUCCCUGAUUUCACAAACAAGGAUAAUCUUGGUGACCUUUUAUAGAGAUCUUCUAGUAAUGUAUUUUGAUCUCAGAUUUCUUUUUCAAAGCCAUAGUUUUACAAAAACAGCAUUCCUUAAAUACAUUUAAAAAACAAUACAAGGAAUGCCUAACAUUUCAGCUCAUACUUCUUAAAGAAGAUAUAGUAUGUUGUAUUCUCUUCUAGAGCUUUCUUAAAGAAUCCACAAUCCAAUUACCCCACUGUCAAUUCAUAUUUGAACUUACCAAAACAAAGGAGGAUUACGUAUAUGUUUUUUAAAUUCAAAAACGAAUAUGAAAUUAUACAUUUAGUAUCCCUUUGAGACAUAUAGUUUAAAGAAAACUUUUUUUAAAACAAAAGUAGGAAUAUAUAGUAAGAUUGUAGUUACAAUGAGUAUAUGCAGUUUUGAUGCUAGGUUUUGCUUUUCUCCCCCCAGUCAUAUCUCAUGAUUUCCACAGUUGUUGUAUUGGUGUGGAGUUUUCUGAAUUGGCUAUAAGCUGAUUACAUAUUAGAGUUUUAUUUUUAUGAUUCUAUAUAAACGUGCACGAGUAAUUUAAAACCUGCAUUGGGAUUGAUUGGAAUAUUGUCCUAAAUUAAUUAAAUCUUGCACUGUUUUGAAUGCAUCUGCUAUUUAUACAUCUGCAAGUGGGUAUGUUAUAAGGAGUCAGAUUAUCUUUAAUUUAAAAUGAAUACUUAGUUUUACCUUUUUGUUUAUUUUUUGUUUAAUUUUGUUUUUAUAAAUGUUUUCAAGAGUUAUAGCAAAUUGAUUUCUAAUUUUUAUUGCUAUUACAACUGAUGUAAAUGGUAGUUUCAGUUUUUGUGAGAUUUAAAAAAAUAAAGCACUUAUUCUGAA